This is a messenger RNA of Hyla sarda, 3034 nucleotides long. RefSeq names its product eukaryotic translation initiation factor 4B (gene EIF4B). The transcript is spliced from 15 exons. Gene Ontology annotation, molecular function: RNA binding. The coding region runs from base 16 to 1821 and encodes 601 amino acids. NCBI's taxonomy places the organism in Eukaryota, Metazoa, Chordata, Amphibia, Anura, Hylidae. The record is from RefSeq and is a predicted model, not a curated record.
CACAUUCGGCCCAACAUGGCAGCUUCAGCUAAGAAGAAGAACAAGAAGGGGAAGACUUUGACCCUCACUGACUUCUUAGCAGAUGAUGGGAGUAGUGGAGGUGGUGGAGGAGGAGGAGGAGGUGGAGGCGGCGGUGGUGGUGGCGGUCCCAGCACCACCUCCUAUGCCCCAAAACCAGUCAGUUGGGCUGAUGAGACCGAUGACCUGGAAGGAGAUGUCUCAACCACGUGGCAUAGUAAUGAGGAUGAUUCAUACAGGGGCCACGCGAUUGAUCGAUCCAUCCUUCCCACUGCCCCUCGAGCUGCACGUGAACCUAAUGUCGACCGAAGUAGACUCCCUAAAAAUCCUCCCUUCACUGCUUUCCUUGGAAACCUUCCUUAUGAUGUUAGUGAGGAAUCCAUCCAGAAAUUUUUCAGGGGACUAAAUAUUAGUGCUGUCCGUUUACCCAAGGAGCCUAGCAAUCCAGAAAGAUUAAAAGGUUUUGGCUAUGCAGAAUUUGAUGACCUGGAUUCUCUUCUGCGGGCUUUAAGUCUUAAUGAAGAAUCUCUUGGGAACAGAAGGAUAAGAGUGGACAUAGCUGAUCAAGCACAGGAUAAAGAUCGGGAUGAUCGUUCCUUUGGCAGGGAUCGAGAUCGCAAUAGAGACUCUGACAAGACGGACUCUUCUGAUUGGAGGGCACGCCCCACCACAGACAGUUUUGAUGAUUAUCCUCCUCGUCGUGGGGGAGACGAUAGCUAUGGAGAUAGGUAUCGCAGCAGUAAUGACCGCUAUGAUCGAGAUGGCCCACGUAGGGAUGACCGAUAUGAUCGAGACAGAGGAAGGGAGCGUUAUGAUGACCGUGAUCGAAGAGAUUUUGACAGAGGUGGUUAUGAUUCCCGAGGAGGUGGCAGCAGAAGAGCAUUUGGCAGUGGGUACCGUAGAGAUGAUGAUUUUAGAGGAGGAGGAGGAGGAGGAGGUGGUGACCGUUAUGGCGACAGGUAUGAAGAGAGACGAGAUGACAGGUCAGACAGGUGGAAUGGCUCCUCCAGGACUGAAGAGAGAAGGGAAGAGAGAGGUCCACCCCAGAGGCCAAAGCUGGUUCUCAAACCACGUUCUGCUCCCAAAGAGGAAGAAACCAUUGGAGGUUCUGCACCAUCCGGUCGAGCAGCUUCAAUCUUUGGUGGUGCCAAACCUGUGGACACCGCUGCUAGGGAACGUGAGGUAGAGGAACGUCUGCAGAAAGAGCAGGAGAAACUGCAGCAACGUCAUUUGGAUGAUGACCGGCCUCGACAGAUAGAGAGGAAGCCAAGAGAGAGACAUCCAAGUUGGCGCAGUGAAGACAACCAAGAGAGAUCUAGGACUGGAAGUGAGUCUUCUCAAACAGGCAACAGUGGAUCAUCUUCACGAAUCUCACGAAGACGGGAAAGUGAAAAAUCGGUAGAAAACGAAGUCUUUGGAAAAGAGGAGGAGUCUGCUAAUUUGAAAUCCAAUAAACCUGACUCCCAGCUCCCAUUAAAAGUAAUGCCUGCUCCUCCACCUAAGGAGAAUGCGUGGGUGAAGCGUAAUUCAGCACCUUCUUCCAAUCGGUCCCUCAGCUCAGAUUCUUCUCAGAGUGGAGGAGAAAGACAUAAUUCGGACAGGCGGCAACCUGGUACAGGGGAAAGAGGAACAGAUGAGAACAGUGAGGACGGUCUGGAAUCUGAAUCAAAGACCACUGGAGAACGUGGUAGAACAUCAGAUAGGAACGAAAAGGAUCUGGAUUCAAAGAAAUUCAGUCAAGCAAGCAAGUACGCAGCUUUGUCUAUGGAUGGGGAAGAGGAACCUGAAGGAUACGCUGACUAACAUGGGGAAUAUUUCUGUGUCCAUGGAUUCCUUAUUCCCUUCUCCUUUAAUCUCCCAUAUGUCCUUUUCCAUGACAGUCACUGGCAUAGGCCAGAGCAAGACAAGCAACACCCCUUCCGGCUCUGUCCCCUCAGAAAUCUAAAUCCAACUUUGACUCCUCAAACAAUGAACUUCAGUUAGAACACAAUAAGCUGUUUGUUCUCUUGCAUGCUGCUGCAGCUUUAUACCGUGUGUGCGUGAGUUAGGAGGGGGCAUAAAUGCAUUGUGGUGGUAGGGGAGCUCGAUCACAUUUAACGCUUUAUUCAGGGAGGGGAAGUAAGAUUAUAAUGGUGAUAUGGAGUGCUGACAACGCAGCCCGCUUCCUAAGCCACCUCUGCCACAUUGCACAAAGGUUAGCGUUUUUAUGCCAGUUAAGCAAUUAAUUUUCAGGGAGCAAAAAUACUCCAGUAUCAGAAUUAGGUGGCUACUGAGCUAUUUUUAAAGUUAUUUACCAGCAUCCGAAAAGUCAGUGAAACUGGAGGUGUUUCUUCCUGGAGGUGAAUGGAGAUUUAAUUUUUAUUUAGUCCGAUAAUAUAAGUCUGAUUAUAUGAAGCCCUAUUUUGCACCUUCAGUAGUGACAGGGAUGUCUUCAGAUGCAUGGUUUGCUUUCAUGAAAGAGCUGUUGCCUGAAGCCUCAUUGUCUGCAGCAGAGACAAGUAAGGAAUAGCUGUCCUAUACACAAGCGCAAACCUUGUCCUUUACCUAGGAGAUUCUCCCUCCCCUUCAGGCUUUGUGUGAUGCUGUGGAUUUCAAGGAGGCUGCUGUAGCAGUGAACAUUUUGUCCAUAAGAAGGCAUUUUUUCUAUAUUGUACCUGAAGCAGGCAGUGUUGCAUCCACAUAUUGUCUUUCACACAUUUGGCAAGAAGUGAAAUUGGUCAGUCCUCUCUACCUCCCGUUCCCUUUCCAUCAGGCCUUCCCUAAUUUAUAACUAAUGUCAAUCAAGAAGCUGGGUUCCUGACUCAUGGACCCACUUAAGAUAACUUCAUUUAACAUUUUACACUUCAAAAAGGAGUGUUAUCUGAAGGAAAUAUAUAAUAAAAACUUGUAAUGAUUUGUAAUCUGCUUUCUGCGAGAUGUUUUAUUAUCAUGUAAAGUACCUUACCAACCCUCUUAUUUUUGUUUUCGGUUUAUCAGCUCUGUCCCCAUCCCCUCAAAUAAACUAAUCUUUAAAGUA